AUGACCAUGGACACUGUCGCCAGCCGACAGUCAGUGCUGCCCACCAUUCAAACGACACACCAUGGGGACUCGCGGAGCCAGGAAAAGAGCCACUUGGAGAUGCGGAGUGUAUCCACGCCGACUCUGGGAGGAAAACGUCGCAGUUUCUUAGCAAAGACCUUCAGGAAGGUCAGCAGCAGCGCCUCUACGACCGACCUCCCGGCCAUGUCCGAAUCAUCCAACGUGUCUAGCACCCACAACCGCCGAGUCCUCCAUAAGAACCAAGGAUCUGGCGGCUCAAACUCAUCCUCUAUUUUCUACCGCCUGAACCGUCGAGCAUCCAAGGAUUCAUCCGCUAGCUCGCAUAUGUCGGAGGAGACGCCAACCCAUCUAAGCCCUCAUCCCCAACCUAACCCUGUCAGAAUCCUCAAACAUGGAGCCCUCAAGACCGACGCUCGAUUGUGGAAGUCACGCGCCGAAUACAUUGUCCUGACGGAAAGCCAUCUGAUCAAAUUCAGCAGUGCCGAGGCAGCGAGAGCCAAUUUCGCCGAGCUGGCUCCUCCCUCAGGCCGCCUCAAGAGAUCAUCAACCUCAUCCUCGCUCAGUCAGGACGGGUCAUCUGGUGAUGGUCGUGUUGAGAUUCCACUGUGCAGGAUUGUCAACAUUUUCAACGAAGAAGGCGUAAGUCCUCACUUCGGGCUAGAUGUUUGGUGGUCAGAGAUUGCGCCUCUAGUGGCAUGGACAUGCACCAAACUGUUUUUUGGUUUGCCUGCAGAGCGAGAAGACUGGAUGACGGAGAUUCGUCGUGCUACCCGUGAUUCUGUGGGCUCGACAAUUGUGCCAAAAGGAAUCGUUGCUCCCAACGUUAAGUCUGCCAUCCAUCAAAUCGUUGCUGCAGAGGAGCCUUCAUGCCGCGGCCUUCCUCUGGACAUUUACCCAGUUGUUCAACGCACCACUCUCCUGACCUCUAAAGCCGACAGCGCUGAGGUUUCCAAAAAGUUCCGUGAUGGAUCGUCUCAUUAUCUGCUUCUUGGUCAAAACAAGUGCUAUUUUGUUCGAGUAGCGAGAACUUCAGUAUACAAAGCACCGCAGGAUAUUGACAUCAACACCGUAGUCUUUGGCCUGACAUCGUUGGUCCGUUUGAAGGCAACCAUGGUUCCGCACGAAGAACGAUUUGUCCUUGGCUUCCGCCUGCCAUGCGAGCCUGAGAAACGCCUGGAAUUAGCCAGUCGCUGGUAUAGGGAGAUCGUCAUGACAUUCAUGAAGGCUGACCGUGCGGUAAAGCCGGCUUGGCCCCAGCAUAUGCAGAGAGAUAUAUUUGAUAUCAGAGGUCUUACUGCCCAGCUUUUGCUUCCCUCAGGUCAAGAUUUCGGUGGACUCAAGCGAACCCUUGAAGCAUACUGUGCGACGUUCCGAUGCCCACCUCCCGAGUGGACCGUUAAUUGGAAGUGCGAACGCCGAGAGCACUGCCCUGAAUUCCGACUCCUUCCUUCCAAGGAGCCCAGCGGAUACACUGCUCUCCAACUCCUGGCUGUGUUCAAGUCCCUGCGCUACAACGACUACUUCAAGGCUCUGUCGUUCCGUGACGUCGACUUGGCACCUCUCUGUGGCCUGACAGAUCAUCCGGGUUUUGAAGAGUCGGUGGCAGAUGUUUCCCGAGAUGGUCUUGUUAUCGAUGGUGUACACAAGGAUGUCAUCAGAUCUGCGCCCUUGCUGUCCCAAGAGAUUCAUGCCGUCGCGUUCACCUCUGGCUCUAUACGUAAGAUCGAUCUUACCAACGUCCUUGCGUCGCGGAACAUUAUUGGUGCUUCGCGAGGUCGAGCAGGUUCCAAGAAGGAGCCAGAAGUUGUUCGCCCCAUUCUGCUUCUCCUGAGGACUGGCAAUAGCCACUGCGAUACUCUGUUGGUGGGAGGCAAUCCUCUCACCGCAGCGGAAGUUAACGAUCUUGUCGAUGUCCUCCACAUUCCUGACCUCUUGAAGGAACUGGACAUAUCUCGAUGCAACCUAGACGAGAGAAGCCUGGAGGAGAUUUGGGACGCACUUCCUUCUCAAGGAUUUAAGUUGGAAUCCCUCAACACUUCUCGAAACAUUGGCCAUGUCGAUCAUAUGGUUAUCAAGAGCAAUCUGUCUCAUUUUGCUUGCAUUCGAAAGCUCAGCAUCGCAGGCAACUGCCUCAGUCAAUUCACAGAUCCCAUCUUCUACGAUGAGGCAAUAAUGAGGUGGGGGCUUGAAGAGCUGGAUCUUUCGAACAUCAAUCUGAACAAUGCUACCCUGGAAAUACUUGCGGACUACCUGAUGGCACCCGAGUCUGCUUACCUGCGCAGGCUCGACUUCAACAACUGCGGCAUGUCCGGUGCCCAAAUCGCGCAUCUUUUCCGCAGCAUGGGUCAAGGCAGAGAACUCGUUUGCUCUAUUAACGGCAACUACAUCGAAAACGGGUUGGAAGACCUGACUUCCGCCAUCGCAUACAACUUUGGACCCACGUCGCUAUUCAUGGAAAUGAUUGAAUUUAGGGAUGAGGACAACUACAUCAGCAUUAUCAAGGCGCUCUCGCUCAACCGGACCAUUCGCCUGUUGAGUCUCGUCGGCACUUCGACUCCAGGACAAGUUAGCGAAGAUGCUUGCUUGGCAGUAUCUGAUUUCUUCGCCACCAAUGAGUCGAUCCAGUACCUCGAUUUCUCUGGUUACUCGGCCAAGUUAGACGAGGGUCAGCUGGGGCUGGGAUUUUCCCGUUCGCUUUCCGGGCUCGCUAGCAACAAGACGCUCCUCCAUCUUCGAAUUCGAAACCAGAAGUUGAACAUGAACAUUGGGGACUUGGCAGAGGCAAUUCACAUGAACCAGACUCUGCGGACACUCGAUGUACAAGAGAACAGCUUCAACUUGUCGAACCUGUCUCACAUGGUCAGAAGCCUCGAACAGAACACCUCUAUUCAAGAGUUUUGCCCCUUUUCCCGAUCCGAACUAAACCGAGCCAUCAAGUCGAGUGUGCAGAACGUGGGAAUGCCAACAGGCCAGCCAGCGGUUCGGGCCCGACGCGCAUCCAAGGUGCUCUCUAAGGCAACUUUUGAUAACUUUGCCAUGGAGAUGGACAAGAACAACGCCUUGAUGCAAAAUCUGAAGGACGAAUGGACCACUAGGACGGCUCAGAUCGACAAGAUCCUCGAGAGAAACCGCACCCUGGCAUACGAAGUCGAGAUGGCUCGGCUGCAGUGGGAGAUGCCAGAGGAUCCCGAGGCAGACUGGAUCGCGCAUGAUCUCAGCAUCAUUUUUGGCGGGCUUGCGGCAAAGGCUAUGAAGAAGCGCCCUACCCCCAUGGACACGCCUGGUUUCCGUGGAAGUAUGCUGGCUGCUGGCUACCGAGGCAGCAUGAUGUUCGGUGCCAACACCCCGCCCUUGGAACAGUGGGAAGACUAUGGACUCAAGGCAGCGCCGCAUCACGUAUCCUCAGAGGAGGUGAUGGACAGCCCUGCAACCGAGAAUGCCAGCGGCUCCUCCUCUCUGCCAACGCCCCCUGAAUGGGUUCCUAACGAAAACAACGGCAAACAGUACGCCGUAUCUACGAGUGCGCUAAGCACCUACAGCGAACCUCAGAUCCUGGAAGAGUCCUUCGGCGACUUCGACCUUGAUUUGUUGAAACACAUGAUCGAACACGGAUUCAACCUCGACGACCCGACGCAAGUGCAACCCCAAGACGUCGGCAGGAAAGACGGGACCUCCGUUUCGACCACGAGACUCGACUAA
Molecule: messenger RNA, 3720 nt
Organism: Colletotrichum truncatum
Lineage: Eukaryota; Fungi; Ascomycota; Sordariomycetes; Glomerellales; Glomerellaceae
Product: leucine rich repeat protein
Biological process (GO): regulation of Arp2/3 complex-mediated actin nucleation; cell migration
Cellular component (GO): plasma membrane; lamellipodium
Source: RefSeq, a predicted model, not a curated record